This is a messenger RNA of Jaculus jaculus (lesser Egyptian jerboa), 1380 nucleotides long. RefSeq names its product riboflavin kinase (gene Rfk). The record is from RefSeq and is a predicted model, not a curated record. Lineage: Eukaryota; Metazoa; Chordata; Mammalia; Rodentia; Dipodidae. Gene Ontology annotation, molecular function: riboflavin kinase activity. Gene Ontology annotation, cellular component: mitochondrion. The coding region runs from base 258 to 725 and encodes 155 amino acids. Gene Ontology annotation, biological process: riboflavin biosynthetic process; FMN biosynthetic process. The transcript has 4 exons.
CGCAGGUUGCGGCCGCGGAAGCGCCCGAUCCGCGAGCCGCAGGCUGUGCUGUCCCGCGCUCCUGCCCACCGCUGCGCUUUCUCCUGCCGUUGCUGCAGGUUCGGGUGCGAGUCUCCUUGCGGGUGGGGUUGUGAGGAACCGCUACGCACUCGAGAGUGUCCCCGGGCCUGUCCGGGGUGCCGGCGCCGUUCCUUCCUACGGCGGCUCCUGCGGCGGAGCGGACCGGGCAGCAGCCCGCGUCCCCAGCGGUUGACGACAUGCGCAGCCUGCCGUACUUCUGCCGCGGCCAGGUGGUGCGGGGCUUCGGCCGCGGCUCCAAGCAGCUGGGCAUCCCCACAGCAAAUUUUCCUGAACAAGUAGUAGACAGUCUUCCAGCUGAUGUGUCCACUGGCAUUUAUUAUGGUUGGGCCAGUGUUGGAAGUGGAGAUGUCCAUAAGAUGGUGGUGAGCAUCGGAUGGAACCCAUACUACAAGAAUGUUAAGAAGUCCAUGGAAACCCACAUCAUCCACACCUUCAAAGAGGACUUCUAUGGGGAAAUUCUCAAUGUGGCCAUUGUUGGCUACCUCAGACCAGAGAAGAACUUUGAUUCUUUAGAGGCACUCAUUUCAGCAAUUCAAGGUGAUAUUGAAGAAGCUAAGAAACGACUAGAUUUACCAGAGCAUUUGAAACUCAAAGAUGACAAUUUCUUCCAGAUUUCUAAAGGCAAAAUUAUGAAUGGCCAUUGAUGAAAUACUACCUUAUUUAUUCAUUCACUGUUUGCUAAAAUGUUGCUGUUCAUAACUGCAGUCAAAUCUUAGUUGUAUUUUAAAAUUUUUGUCCCAUAGCUGUGAAUUAGUUUAAACAGUACAAGGUAGUUUCUCUGUUAAUUCUUCAACUGUUAAAAUCUAUCAUGCUAUAGUACUAAAAAAAUUCACUUAAAAGUCAAGAUUCUUUUUAUGUUAUAUGUUCACGAAAAUGAACCCAAGAAACAUGUUAAUUGUCUUAUAAUGGAAAUACAAGAAUAUAUGUAAGAAAUAUGGGUGUUCAGCAAGUGUGUCGAGGCCAACCUGGGGCUAGCGUCAAUUCCAGGUCAGCCUAUGCUAGAGCAAGACCUUACCUCCAAAAAAAGUCACUAAUUUGAAAUGAAAACUCUGGCUUCUUGUGGUAAAAUACCAGUGUGUUUGUAUGUAUACAGAAUCUGUUGCUAAACAGAGAGGGCCUUAAAAGUAAAUGCAUCUAAAAAUGUAGCAUCAUUAUUACAGACAUGAAGAUGUGCGUCGUGUGUCACUUGUUGCCCUUGUGAGGUCAUCCACCCUAGUGUGUCUUUUUUGGGAGCUGCGUUAAGUUGAAGUGGCCUAGACGCUGUCAGAGUUUUUAAGACAGUAAAUGAUCUUGUUUUUG